Molecule: messenger RNA, 3171 nt
Organism: Fusarium poae
Lineage: Eukaryota; Fungi; Ascomycota; Sordariomycetes; Hypocreales; Nectriaceae
Exons: 7
Coding region: 1-3171 (1056 amino acids)
Biological process (GO): protein dephosphorylation; DNA damage response
Cellular component (GO): nucleoplasm; protein phosphatase 4 complex
Molecular function (GO): protein phosphatase activator activity
Source: RefSeq, a predicted model, not a curated record
AUGAUUGGACAGACAGCACUCCGUUCACCAGCCUCACUGUGGCGGCAACGAGGCUUCCGCACCUUUGUAGGGGAAUGGUCCUCCCCUCCUCCCCCGAAACCGAAACUGAAGAGGAUCCCAAGGCCUAAACCCAACACCAUCUCCAUCUGGCAGCCUGGUCACGCGCAUUGCCCACCUCAAAUCCGCAAUUCUCGACAGCCUCAAACGGUCCCUCGAUAUAGUCCGGACCCUCACUUUCGAUCACCAAACAAUACUAGCCGACUUCGCUUCGCAACCCAACGCACUUUACCGACGCUUUGGUUCUGUACCUUCUUGUUCGGCUUCGUCGCCCGGCGUAGCCAUCCAUCCGCCUGUCCUGUCGUUGUCGCGCUUUCCUUUUCCCGCCGAUUGCUUCCGUGGCGUGUCGCCAAUUCUGGUUGUCCAACCCACCCCCGAUCCGCCGACUUUCGCCAGCGCCUCAUCCCGAGCUCAGCACAAUCAUUGAUUGCAUGGCGCAUUGAUGGGCCUUUCACUCGCUCGACUCUGUUCUAUUUCCCUCUAGAUAUCCCGACUCGUGCGUCGCAGCGCAUUCCGGCCUACCAUCUCGAACUUGCCCCGGAUCUGGCUGCGUAUACGAAUCUCUCUGCCGAGGGAGAGCCCGAGUCUUUGAUGAUGGCACAGCCCGUGCCUCAUCAGCCCACCGAUCGAAAGCGCGUCAAGGUCUAUGAGCUUCGCAACAAUGAUUGGUUUGACAGAGGUACUGGCUUCUGUAGCGCGAGCUUCGAGACUCUUGACGAUGGUCGCAAAGAUCCGCGCGUCGUUGUCGAAUCAGAAGAUCAUCCCGAUCGUCUCCUAUUAGAAACAAAGAUUCAGAAAGAAGAUGGAUUUCAGAAACAGCAAGGCACAUACCCUGAUCGUGUGGCAGGAACCCAGCAGUGGGGUCGAUAUGGCAUUGAGCUUCCAGGAAGCAGAAGGAUGCGCAUUAAUUUGGCGUUUUACGAUGGCCUUUCCGAUGAUCUUGCCAUCGACGUCCCGCCAGCUAUCAACCUGCCCAACGCCGAACUUGGAAAUCUUGGCGAUAUCGAAUCAACAAUGCGAAUGAUGAACACUACCGCUAACGGCAGAGACGCGCUGGCCAAGGCAAUCAUGGCUGAAGAUUUUAUUGGCAAGAUCGUUCCAUUGGUCGAGAUGGCUGAGGACCUAGAGAGCCUUCAAGACUUGCACCGACUUUGCAACAUCAUGAAGACGGUUAUUCUUCUCAACGACACGUCGAUUAUCGAGCACGCGGUAUCAGAUGAAUGCGUCUUGGGUGUUGUUGGCGCGCUAGAGUACGACCCUGACUUUCCUAGUCAUAAAGCCAACCACCGACACUGGUUGGGUAAUCAGGGCCGAUACAAGGAAGUCGUUCCGAUUGAAGAUGAACAAAUCCGCAGGAAAAUUCACCAAACAUACAGACUGCAGUACUUGAAGGACGUGGUUCUUGCCCGUAUUCUUGACGACCCCACAUUUUCAGUUCUCAAUUCCCUCAUCUUUUUCAACCAAGUCGAUAUUGUUCAGCAUCUACAAGCAAAUGCCGCUUUCCUUAACGAGCUCUUCGGUAUUUUCAGUCCUUCAAACAACGACCAGAAGAGAAAGAAGGAAGCAGUGCUCUUUAUUCAGCAAUGUUGCGCUAUAGCAAAAAACAUUCAGCCACCAGCACGUCAGACAUUAUACAACAAUUUCCUUGCUCAUGGACUCUUACAAGUCAUUAAUUUCGGACUGCGGCAUCAUGAUGUUGGUGUUCGGGUUGGAGCUACUGACAUCCUGAUAUCCAUCAUCGAUCACGAUCCUCAAAUGAUUCGACAAACACUAUAUCGCCAAGUGCACGAGAAAGUCACCCCUCUCACCGACUCUUUGAUCGACCUUCUUCUUGUUGAGGUUGAUCUCGGCGUGAAAUCUCAAAUAUCAGAAGCGCUCAAGGUUCUUCUAGACCCUGGCCCCCAGCAACUCCAGAAUGAGAAUUUCCAGAAAGCCAACGGUGAGCUUUAUAGCCAAGAAAUGUUACAGGUCUCUACUGACCCCCAACAAGAGGUUUUCCUACACGCGUUUUACGCGGAUUCGGCACCAAAGCUGUUCAAGCCACUGGUCGACUUGGAGAAGCGAACCGAUAUGAACUUUAGCGUUCAGCAAGCGUCGAUGUUUACAUAUCUCAUCGACAUUCUCACAUUCUUUAUUCGUCAGCAUGCAGUGCGUGUCAAGUUUUAUGUCAUGGGCCAUGAUAUCGUCAAGCGUGUAUCGCAGCUGCUUGGAUGCCCCGAGAAAUUCUUACGAUUAGUCGCUAUCCGAUUUUUCCGCUCAAUAAUUGGAAUGCAAGAUGAGUUCUACAUCAAACAUCUUACGGAGAAGCAAGUACUAGGGCCUAUUCUUGAAGUACUUAUCGGAACUAUGCCCCGUGACAAUUUAUUGGCUUCGGCAUGCCUCGAGUUCUUUGAGUUCAUUAAGAAGGAAAAUGUCAAAGAUGUCAUCAAGUAUCUCGUGGUCAAUCACAGAGACCAACUGAUGACUCUGAGCUACAUGCCUACAUUCCGAGAUAUCGUCCUUCGAUACGACCAAACUAGAGGUUACACGUCAAACGUUGAUUACUUUAUGGAGGGCGAAGAUGAGAUGGGAAGGAGGCCCCCGCCCAACACAAGAUUGAUGGAGCAGAUCACCGUCGACCAAGAACAAGAGGAGUAUUGGGCAGGAUCUGACAAUGAAGAAGAAGAGGACAAUUCAAGCAAGGAUGGAGAAAAGACGCCGUCUACGAAUGGAUCAAUCACCUCCAAGCUCCUUGUUGAUUAUGCUUCCGAUGAGGAAACAGAUGAAAACGCUGACCCCGAGGCAACGCCAGACAGCCACAGCGAUGUAGCAUCAGAUGCCGUGGGCUCGCCGAUCGACUUGAGUCUAGGAGGAGGUGUUCCGCCACCAGAGCGGCUUUCAGAAAAACGUCGACGUGAAGAGGAGGAAGAUGACGAUGAAAUCGGAAAGCUGAUGCACAACAAGCGACGCAAUAGCAGCGGCUCUAUCGGCUCGGUCUCUAGUAACCCUCGCGGCUUGACAAAACGAAAAAGCUUCACCGCCGGCUCUACCAGCGGGAGCAGCAAGAAGAUCGCAAUUAGCCUUUCUUCGGGCUUAAAAACAGGCAGCGGCCCAGGGUCGAACGAGGAGUCGUAA